Messenger RNA from Phytophthora infestans T30-4, 2741 nucleotides. RefSeq lists its product as uncharacterized. The coding region runs from base 27 to 2741 and encodes 904 amino acids. The transcript has a single exon. Lineage: Eukaryota; Oomycota; Peronosporomycetes; Peronosporales; Peronosporaceae. The record is from RefSeq and is a predicted model, not a curated record. Gene Ontology annotation, molecular function: protein binding.
CCGACUCCGUCGGUAUCAAUCAAAGUAUGUGGCGUGCGUGUCGUGUUGCGGCGCUCCGUCAACUGCGCAUCGAAGCGACUCGGGUGUCCGUCGCCCGUGCACCUCUGGCGCUACAGCAACUUGGUGGUGUGAACUCCUACUUCACCAAUAUCGCUGGCGUGGACCGCGAGGUGCUACUCACUCGCUCGACGCGCGACCUCCGCAAUGAGCUCGGAGAUGCGCAAAUUGGCACGGUAGUCAAGGCACUCAAGGGCGAACUGUCCGACGCCAUGGCCCGCGAAGACGUAACCAGUGAUGAGAUCAUCGAUUUGUUCAUGGUGGCGCAGAAGACACGCGCCAUCUCCGUCAUGGUGGACGCCUUCGAGUUCCUCGAUGCCAAUUAUCCGGCACACAUCAACUUUUCAGUGUAUGGCGAGAUAUUCCGCAUCUUGGCACGCAAGAACAACUCCAAGCGCCUUAUUGAGAUCUACGAGACUGCCAAACCACGCUUCCGGGCGGUGCCUGAGAUCAUUUACCGCUUCGGCAUUGUCGGGUUUUUGCAAAACAACGACAUGGACAAAGCUGUCGAGAUCUGGCAGGAAAUGACUGAGGAUGGCCACGAAACGACCAACGAGAUCACGUCGAGACUCAUGAUGGCAUUUGCCCGGAAGGGAGACACUGAUAAGGUGCAGGAACUGUACAACUCGGUGGACCCGCAGAUCGGCUUCUGGCACGAGUCUUGCAUUGACCGUGUGAUCCUCAGUAUGGGCAUCAUCGAGCAGCCUGCCAAGUCCUUCGAGUUCUACAGCAACUCGAGCAUGAAGCUAAGCGGCGGCACGUUGAUCGCUCUUCUAAGUGUUUGCAAAAGCAACAACUGCAAGCAACAGGCUUCAGAUAUCCUAGCGAACCGCAAAAAGUUCGAUCUGUUUCUGGAUGCUCGUGGCUACAACCGCAUCAUGAUGACGCUGGAAUUCCUCGACCGCAACAGUGAGAUUAAGGAUAUUUUGGAGGAGAUGGUCGAGAACAACGUGCGUUUUGACACCCGAACGAACAAUAUCAUCGAGCGUAACGCUGAGUUCCUCAAGGAUACGAGCUUCGUGGCUGAUUCCAACAAGAGUAAGACCGCAGGCUUCACGUUAAGUCCUCGAAUCCGUGAGAUGCUUGCUCAAGGCAACACAAAAGAUGCAGCGGACUUGGUCGAUUCCAUUGCGAAACCUGUGGAACAGUCGCAAGUGCCGGAAGAUUUUGAAGGCGAAAUUCCUCAAGACGCUUUGCUUGUGAGUCCUUCAGUGGCUAGAGACGCUGUGCGCGUGUACAUCCAGACGAACGAGGACGACAAGGUGGCUGCUUUGGUCAAGGGUUUCUCCGUGGUUCGUGGUAAAUACGCCUAUGCUCUGGCUGAAGUGGUCACGCAUUACCUGAAGCUACGAAACAAGACGGGAGACGAACUUGGGUAUGCUGCGAGCAAGGCAAUGCUGUUCCAAGGUGUUCAGGUUUACCGCGUGGACGACACACUGCGACUUUUCCGUCGCUUUCAUGACCCAGAUGCUGCUGUGGAGCUGUUCCAACAGGUACUAGCUUCAUAUUGGGGAAAAGAUGGCAGAAAUGCGCCCAUGACUGUGACGAAUGAUGUCGACGGGACGGAGGAGCAACAAUCCAGGCCGUAUUACGUGAAUUUCAACAUUGGCAAGGUGGGUAACAUGGUUCUGCAAAUACUGGUGGAGAAUGGCCGAGUGGAGGAAGCUUUGGAUACUUUGAAAAUGAUGGAGAGUCGUGGCUUGGACGCAAACCAAGGCAACUACGUCACAAUUCUCAGCUCGAUGCGCAAACACCUGCGAAACUCGAAGAACUCCGAGAACCGAGAUGUGAAAUACGACAUCAACGAUGUUCAGAUGGUGCUUCAAGACCUCAGGAGUCGAAACAUGAAGGUGAUCAGAGCUAUCGUGGGUUAUCUGUGUCCUGCUUACGUCGGAGCCAACAAACAGCAGCGACUGGAAUUGCUCGAGGCUUUUGCUGAAGCCCAGAGCGAUCCUAAUGACAGCUACAUCUUGCCACAUUUGUGCUAUGAAACCCUGCUGAACUUUAUGGCGGAAGAGGGCGACAUGGCGGAGGUUAGAGAGCUGUACGAGGAAGCUGUGGCAUCUUUGAGUGACAAGGAGACAUUGGGCGUCCCACGUGGCUGGGUGACUAUCUUGGUCUCGAAGCUGGCCAAGGAUGGCAACAUCGAAGAAGCCGAGCAGAUUACGAAGAAGAUGCUCGAGGAGUGCGGUGGCUACACGUUCCGAGCGGUGGUAUCGGUGCUGCGUGGAGCUAUUGAAGCUCAGAAGCCUGAAACCAUCGACAACAUGAUAGCGCUGCUUGAAGACCGUGACUUUGUUAUCGGACUGCCAGCUGCCUACGAGUUGGUGCACGUGGCUCGAGAAAAGGACCUCUCACUAAAGGCUCUGGACAUCAUUCGUCUCUUUGAAAAAGGCAACUUGAAGGAGGUGGCCCCUGCUGAGGAUGGCAAGGGCAACCUGGAAGCAGCUUUCUUCCGACGUCAACGCGGCGACGUCCACGCACUCCGGAAGGUGAAGACGAUGUACAACGUGGCGUUGAAGACGUGCGAGAAGCAGGGUCUCUGGAAGCAGGCGCUGUUAUUGCGUGACCGAAUGACCACACUGUUCGGACAAGAGGCCAUGGACGAGAUCACUAUGAGUCAGAAUGGCUCGACGAGGAAGCACCGCGAACGCAAAGAGAAGCAGUCCGCCGACCAAGAGUAG